CGUCCUACAACUAACUGUGUGAUAAAGUGAUAAACUGAUCGUCAGAUUACCAGAAAUGAGAGAAACCGAGUUAAGUUUCAGUUUCAUCAGAAACCACGAAGCUGCUGAAUAAUACGACGGAUGGAUGGAAUCUGGUGCAGCUGCAGGUAUGAAAGCUGGUGUAGAUGGUGUUACUACACUCUCUGAAGAUCUCCGUAGGUAAAUGUUGUAUGUUCACUAAUGCCAGAUAAACCACAUGACCUCACACACUCUCCAUCUUCAUCCUCUUAGGGAUUGGUUUUAAUCUGUCCAUCAGCUUUUCUCUCUCUCUCUCUCUCUCUCUCUCUGAGGAGACAUCAUGGCUGCACCUGGACAGAAGGUGGUGUUGAUCACGGGUUGUUCUUCAGGAAUAGGGCUGUGUAUUGCGACACUGCUUGCUAAAGAUGAACAACAGAGAUAUUAUGUGAUAGCUACGAUGAGGAACCUGCAGAAGAAACAACGACUGUUGGAGGCAGUGGGUGAAGCGUACGGCAAAACUCUCUCUCUCUUUACACUUGAUGUGUGCAGUGACGAGUCUGUCUCAGAGUGUAUCAACAGCAUUAAAGAUAGACACAUAGACAUUCUGGUUAAUAACGCAGGCGUGGGUCUAGUCAGCCCGGUGGAGUGUGUGUCCAUGGAGGAAGUGAGGAGUGUGUUUGAGACAAAUGUGUUUGGAGUGAUAAGGAUGAUCAAAGCCGUCAUUCCAGACAUGAAGAAACGCAGAGCGGGACACAUCAUUGUCAUCAGUAGCACCAUGGGCCUGCAAGGUGUGGUGUUUAAUGAUGUCUACGCUGCAUCCAAGUUUGCUGUUGAGGGGUUUUGUGAAAGUCUUGCUAUGCAGCUGCUCAAGUUUAACAUCAAUGUGUCGAUGAUAGAGCCCGGUCCUGUCCACACUGAGUUUGAGCUGAGAAUGACGGAGGGGAUCUAUCAGAAAGAUUACCCUGGAUGUGACGCUGAGACACUUCACUACUUCAAGAACGUUUAUCUUCCGGCUUCAGUGGACGUCUUCCAGGCACUGGGACAAUCACCCCAGCAAAUCGCCAUGAGCACUAAACAGGUGAUGGAGACCCGGCAUCCUCGUUUCCGCACCCUCACUAACCCUCUGUUCACGCCGCUGGUGGCUCUGAAGAUGGCUGACGAGAGCGGAGAUCUUUCUGUACGCUCGCUCCAUCACCUGCUCUUCAACCUGGGAGGAGUCAUGAAGAUCAGCAUGAACACACUCAAGUGCCUCACCUGUAUGUGUGUACGGAGUAGAACUGUCCAACCUGACUAACACACACACACUCGCACGCACACACACGCGCACACACACACGCGCACACACUCGAGCACACACUCGCGCACACACACUCGCGCACACACACACACACACCUUUCUCAUUAUUCAUUAAAUAAAUCUCAUAUCCUUCAGUUUUCGGUCAGUACUUUGGGUUUGUGAAUAAAACACUGAAGACAAACCAGACGUCACACAUCUGAAGAAUUCAACACAAUUAUUUAUAUUUAUUAAUUUACAGUAAACUAAAUUUGCAUAGAUUCAAAUCUCAUUCUCUCUUGUGACAUUUAUUUCUUAUCUAAACAUGAGAAGUGUAAAAUAAAGCUGAGCUUCAGGAAAGAAGUGUAUAGUGCAGGAAUUAGUGUGUAUUGGUGUAUAGUGUGUGUGUGUUAGUGUGUGUAUUAGUGUAUAGUGUGUGUGUUAGUGUUACUCUGUGUGUGUGUGUGUGUGUGUGUGUGUGUGUGUGUGU
Molecule: messenger RNA, 1760 nt
Organism: Tachysurus fulvidraco (yellow catfish)
Lineage: Eukaryota; Metazoa; Chordata; Actinopteri; Siluriformes; Bagridae
Gene: rdh8b
Product: retinol dehydrogenase 8b
Exons: 6
Coding region: 338-1291 (317 amino acids)
Biological process (GO): estrogen biosynthetic process
Cellular component (GO): cytoplasm
Molecular function (GO): estradiol 17-beta-dehydrogenase [NAD(P)+] activity
Source: RefSeq, a predicted model, not a curated record